Quercus robur (English oak) is the source of this 2454-nucleotide messenger RNA. RefSeq lists its product as uncharacterized. The record is from RefSeq and is a predicted model, not a curated record. The transcript is spliced from 11 exons. Gene Ontology annotation, biological process: lipid metabolic process. Lineage: Eukaryota; Viridiplantae; Streptophyta; Magnoliopsida; Fagales; Fagaceae. Gene Ontology annotation, cellular component: extracellular region. The coding region runs from base 61 to 2439 and encodes 792 amino acids. Gene Ontology annotation, molecular function: lipase activity.
UCAAACAAGAUUUAGUACUUCUUUUUUUCUUUUCCCCAUAAAACUCUUAACCAUAACACAAUGGAGUUUCCCUCAUCAAAACCUCUUUCUUGUUCCUAUAUAAUUAUUUUCUCAAUCCUCCUCGUGUUCAACAUUUUCCAUAACACUACUGGCAUCACUACAAGGCUGCCUAACAAUGAAACAGUUCCUGCAGUUAUAAUCUUUGGAGAUUCAAUUGUGGAUACGGGCAACAACAACUACAUUGAAACUGCGGUUAAGUGUGAUUUCCCACCAUAUGGGAGAGAUUUCAAUGGUGGAAAACCAACUGGAAGGUUUAGCAAUGGAAAGGUCCCAGCAGACUUUUUAGCUGAAAUAUUUGGUGUUAAGAAGAUUCUACCGGCUUAUCUUGAUCCAAAUCUUCAGCUUCAAGACCUCCUUACUGGUGUAAGUUUUGCCUCUGGCGGUGCAGGAUAUGAUCCUCUCACUGCUAAAAUUGUGUCUGUCUUAUCGUUAUCAGAUCAAUUAGACUUGUUCAGAAAUUACAUAAAGAAGAUAAAGGAAGCAGUAGGAGAAAGCAGAACAGCUACUAUACUGUCAAAAAGUAUAUUCAUAGUGUGCACAGGGAGCGAUGACAUUGCAAAUACUUAUUUUUCUACACCGUUUAGGAGAGCCCAUUAUGAUAUUCCCGGAUAUACUGAUCUAAUGGUUAGAUCAGCUACAAGUUUCUUGCAGGAACUUUAUGGACUAGGAGCAAGAAGGAUUGGAGUAGUAAGCUUACCAUCAAUAGGGUGCGUGCCAUCACAGCGAACAGUGGCUGGAGGCAUACUGAGAGGGUGUUCUGAGUCUGCAAACCAAGCAGCAAUUCUCUUCAAUUCAAAGCUCUCCUCCCAAAUGGAUUCCAUCAAUAAAAGACUUCCAGACGCUAGGCUUGUUUAUUUAGAUCUCUAUAACCCGUUGCUUGCCAUCAUCCAAAACCCAUCUCAAUAUGGAUUUCAAGAGGCAAACAAAGGAUGCUGUGGCACAGGGAAAAUAGAGGUCAGCAUUUUAUGUACCAGUUUUUCACCAGAGACAUGUACCAACGCCUCUGAAUAUGUAUUCUGGGACAGUUAUCAUCCCUCAGAGCUGGCCUCUAAAAUCCUUACCCCAUUAGUCGUGGAUGACUAUAUCUACAAAUUCUUCAGAGGGUUAUUUCUGCAAUGUUCCAAUCUACUAGAUUUUUCUUUAUUCAUGAUUAUGAAAAUGUUCUGUAAACUGAGACUAUGUGUCAGCAAUUCUGCAAUUAAUGUUCCAAAAAAGAAAUUGGGUCUUUCAGAAUUUUCUCCUCUCGUUUUUCCUUGUAAACUUGAAGAAGAAAGUAGAUUUUCAUAUAUUAGAAUGAACUUCCACCCUGGAAAUUCUGUUUUUUCUACUUCAUUCAUUAUUUUCUUUGUCAUUAUAUUUUUCCUUAAUGAUGGAUGUGCCAUGAUACUGCCUAAAAAUGAAACAGGUCAAGUUCCAGCAGUUUUUGUAUUUGGAGAUUCAAUCGUGGAUACAGGAAACAACAACCAUAUCAAUACUUUAAUAAAGUGCAAUUUCCCACCAUAUGGGAAAGAUUUCAAAGGAGCAAAACCUACUGGAAGGUUUAGCAAUGGAAGGGUUCCCUCAGACUUCAUAGCUGAAGAGUUAGGUCUCAAGGAGCUCUUGCCAGCUUAUUUGGACUCAAACUUGAAACUUCAAGACCUUCUUAGUGGCGUAAGUUUUGCCUCUGGUGGUGCAGGAUAUGAUCCUCUCACAUCCAUGAUAAUAUCUGCCUUAUCAUUGCCAGAUCAAUUAGAGAUGUUCAAGAAUUACAUAAAGAAAAUAAAGGCAGCAGCGGGUGAAGACAGAAUGGCCUCUAUACUAUCAAAAGGAAUAUACAUGUUGAGCAUAGGGACUGAUGACAUUGCAAAUACUUAUUUUCUCAGGAUGUUUCAGUAUGAUAUCAAUUCUUAUACGGAUCUAAUGAUCAAUUCAUCUCUAAGUUUCUUGCAAGAACUCUAUGCAUUGGGUGUGAGAAGGAUUGGAGUGUUAAGUAUACCAGCAAUAGGGUGUUUGCCGAUGCAAAGAACACUGAGAGGAGGCUUACAAAGAAGUUGUUCAGUGUCUUUAAACCAAGCAGCGAUUCUCUUCAACUCCAAGCUCUCGGCUCAAUUGGUUAAUCUCAACAAAAAGCUUCCAGCAGCUAAACUCGUCUACAUGGAUAUGUACUAUCGAUUACUUCACCUUAUCCAACACCCUACAGAACAUGGAUUUGAAGUAGUGGAUAAUGGAUGUUGUGGCACGGGAGAUUUUGAGGCUGGCAUCUUAUUUUGUGCUUACAAUCCAAAUACAUGCAAGGAUGACACUAAAUACAUCUUCUGGGACAGUUAUCACCCCACUGAACGAGCUUAUGCCUUGCUAACCUCUCAGAUGAUUAAGGAAACCAUUCAUAAAUUUUUCUAAGAGACGAUCUCUUUA